Messenger RNA from Didymodactylos carnosus, 291 nucleotides. The record is from the annotation of a GenBank genome assembly. Lineage: Eukaryota; Metazoa; Rotifera; Eurotatoria; Philodinida; Philodinidae.
AUGUUUGGACCACAACUUCUCGGAGGAUCAUUAGGCGGCGGUUUCGGACAACCACAAUGGGGUAGUGCUGGAGGAUUUCCUAGUACGUUUGGCGGUGGAUUUAAUCAGGGUGGAUUCUCUCAGAUGGGAGGAGGAUUUGGUUUACCAUUUAGUGGAUUUAAUCAAGGAACAUUUGGCGGAGGAAUAGGAGGUAUGCCAGGCGGAUUUAGUAUGAAUCCUGGAGGACUUGGUGGUGGCAUGGGUGCGUUCGGUGUGGGAGGAAUGGGUGGUACAAGUGGAUUUGGAUGGUAA